Megalops cyprinoides (Indo-Pacific tarpon) is the source of this 3525-nucleotide messenger RNA. Its product is annotated as nuclear export mediator factor NEMF-like. Gene Ontology annotation, biological process: ribosome-associated ubiquitin-dependent protein catabolic process; rescue of stalled cytosolic ribosome. Bases 157 to 3513 code for a protein of 1118 amino acids. The transcript is spliced from 32 exons. The record is from RefSeq and is a predicted model, not a curated record. Gene Ontology annotation, cellular component: RQC complex. Lineage: Eukaryota; Metazoa; Chordata; Actinopteri; Elopiformes; Megalopidae. Gene Ontology annotation, molecular function: tRNA binding; ribosomal large subunit binding.
AUAAUCUUUUUUUGUGUUAAUUCUAAAAAAAAGCAACACGCGGCAAACGGGCUUCCGUACGAAUUGCACGCAUGCGCUCUGACUGCAGCAUCGGCUGAUGGAGUUUGCGGACGGCAUGUUUUAGCGUUAGCCAACUGGACCCUAUUUACCGUCAUCAUGAAAAGCAGGUUUAAUACAGUGGACAUUCGAGCUGUCAUUGCCGAGAUCAAUGCCAACUUUCUGGGUAUGAGAGUAAACAACAUUUAUGAUAUCGACACCAAGACCUAUUUAAUCCGUCUGCAGAAACCUGACACCAAAGCUGUGCUUCUGCUGGAGUCUGGGAUACGCAUUCACUCCACAGAGUUUGAAUGGCCCAAAAACGUCAUGCCCUCUGGCUUUGCCAUGAAAUGCCGAAAGCACUUGAAGUCUCGUCGUCUAGUGCUGGUGAAACAGCUUGGAGUUGACAGGAUUGUGGACAUUCAGUUUGGCUCGGACGAGGCUGCCUACCACCUAAUAGUGGAGCUUUAUGACAGGGGGAACAUUGUCCUGACAGACCAUGAGUACACCAUCCUGAACCUAUUGCGCUUCCGCACGGCUGAGGCGGAGGAUGUGAAGAUUGCGGUGAGGGAGAGAUACCCAGUGGAGAGUGCCAGGGCCCCGGAGCCUCUCAUCAGCCUGGAGAGGCUCACUGAAAUCUUGUGGAGCGGCACCAAAGGAGAACAAGUGAAAAGGAUCCUCAAUCCACACCUGCCAUAUGGGGCCACGCUGAUCGAGCACUGCUUGAUGGAGGUCAGCCUUCCUGGUUCUGUGAAACUGGAUGGCCAGUUCGACAUUACUCGAGAUGCCCCUAAGGUUCUGGAAGCUCUUCAGAAGGCAGAGGAGUACAUGGAGAAAACUGCAAACUUCAGUGGAAAAGGCUACAUCAUCCAGAAAUGUGAGAAAAAGCCAAGUUUAGCACCAGACAAGCCUCCAGAAGACUUGCUCACAUAUGAGGAGUUCCAUCCCUUUCUGUUCGCCCAACAUGCAAACAGCCCUCACGUGGAGUUUGAGUCAUUUGACAAGGCAGUUGAUGAGUUCUACUCCAAGAUGGAGAGCCAGAAGAUUGACAUGAAGGCCCUGCAGCAGGAGAAGCAGGCCCUGAAAAAGCUGGACAAUGUGAGGAGGGACCACGAGCAGCGGCUGGAGGCUUUGCACCAAGCCCAGGAGCUGGAUCGGCUGAAGGGGGAGCUGGUGGAGAUGAACCUGGCCGUGGUGGAGCGAGCGCUGCAGGUGGUGCGGAGUGCUCUGGCUAACCAGGUGGACUGGACAGAGAUUGGCCUGAUCGUGAAGGAGGCCCAGGUCGCUGGAGACCCUGUGGCUUGCGCCAUCAAGGAGCUGAAGCUGCAGACCAACCACAUUACCAUGCUGCUGCGGAACCCGUACAUCGGAUCAGAUGAGGAAAGAGAGGGGGAGGAGGAGGAGGAGGUUGAGGAGACAGAGGAGAACGAGGGGCAUAAAGGGAGGAAGAAGAAAAACAAGAACAAGAGUCAGAAGGGCAAAGCCCAGAAGAACAAACCCAUGCUGGUGGAUGUGGACCUCAGCCUUUCAGCCUACGCCAAUGCUAAAAAGUACUAUGACCACAAACGGCACGCAGCCAAGAAAGAGCAGAAAACAGUGGAGGCAGCAGAGAAGGCUUUCAAGUCUGCAGAGAAGAAGACCAAGCAAACCCUGAAAGAGGUUCAGACAGUGACAACCAUCCAGAAGGCCAGAAAAAUCUACUGGUUUGAGAAGUUUCUGUGGUUUAUCAGCUCGGAAAAUUACCUCAUUAUAGCGGGGCGGGACCAACAGCAGAACGAGAUGAUCGUCAAACGCUACCUGAGGACAGGUGACAUCUAUGUCCAUGCUGACCUCCACGGAGCCACCAGUUGUGUCAUCAAGAACCCAACAGGUGAACCUGUGCCUCCACGCACCCUGACAGAGGCAGGCACCAUGGCAGUCUGCUACAGUGCAGCUUGGGAUGCCAAGGUCAUCACCAGUGCCUGGUGGGUGCACCAUCACCAGGUGUCCAAGACAGCUCCAACUGGAGAGUAUCUGACAACUGGUAGCUUCAUGAUCAGAGGGAAGAAGAACUUUCUGCCACCCUCUUACCUCAUGAUGGGUUUCGGUUUCCUCUUUAAGGUGGACGAGCAGUGCGUGUGGAGACACCAGGAUGAGAGGAAGGUGAAGACGGUGGAUGAGGACAUGGAGUCAGUGACCAACAGCACUGCAGACCUGCUCAUUGAUGGGGAGGAGCUUAUAGGUGAUGACAGUAGCAACGAAGGAGAGGGGGAUGGAAGGGAAAAUGAAGAAAGAGGUGAAGAGGAAGGGAUGAAGGAAGGAGAGGAGGAAGGGGUGAUGAAGGAGGAGAGUAGUGAAGAAGUGGGGGAGGAAGAGGGUGAGGAGGAGGACUUCAAAGUGCCAGAGAGCCUCACUGAGGUUGCCAAGAGGGCAGACAAUUCGGAGGAAGAUUCAGACCACCAGGAGGAACUGGAGGUGGAGGAAGAGGUGGGGGAGGAGCUGGAAGUGGAGGUGGAGCCAGAGGCUGAAGGGGGCAGCUCAGAGAUGAAGACUGUGGGGGGUGAUGAGGAGAUCAGUUUUCCUGACACCACCAUCUCCCUGUCCCACCUGCAGUCCUCCAGGAGCCUUCACAAUGUACCCUCAGGUUUCAAACAGGAGGUGUUCAAUCAGUCUGAGGUUGACAUGCAGGGGAGAAAACACCUAACAGCCAAGCAAAGAAGGGAUAUGAAGAAGAAGAAGAAGCAGCAGGAUGAUGCCGACUACCAGGAAGAAGCAGAGAACAAGGGGGAGGAGACAGCCAGCCCAGCUGUACCAAAUCAGGACAAGCAGAGCACCACCAAAAGUGGAGCCUCCCAACAGCCUUUGAAGAGAGGCCAAAAGAACAAGCUUAAAAAAAUCAAGGACAAGUACAAGGACCAGGAUGAGGAGGACAGGGAGCUGCGAAUGAAACUGCUGGGGUCUGCAGGUUCCAACAAGGAAGAGAGAGUGAAAAAAGGCAAAAAGGGGAAGGGGAAGGAGGAACCCGCUGCCCGGAGGGGUCCACAGAAACCAGCGCAGAAACCUCGGCCACAAGGGGUUGCUGUGAAGAGACUGGAGCCCCAGGCUGGGGAGGAGGGUCCAGCAGGGGGUGAACAGGAACAAGACGACAAGGAAGCCGAUGACAUGGAACUAGACAACCCCGGAGCAGAGGAGGGGGAGAACCUGCUCACCUCUCUGACAGGUCAGCCUCACCCAGAGGAUGUGCUGCUCUUCGCCGUGCCUGUGUGCGCCCCCUACACCGCCCUCACCAACUACAAGCACAAAGUCAAGUUAACUCCAGGCACACAGAAGAAGGGAAAAGCGGCCCGGACCGCUGUGUUCAGCUUCAUGAAGGCCAAAGAGUCCACAGCCAGGGAGAAGGACCUCUUCCGCAGCGUGAAGGACACAGAUUUAUCAAGAAACAUCCCAGGCAAAGUGAAAGUAUCAGCACCCAACCUGUUGGCAGUGAAGAAGAAAUAAGCCAACAGGAAA